AGAACUUUGUAGUUUGUUGUUUAUGGUUUGAUAUUCGCCGUACGUAAAUUGUUACUUUUCAGCUUUAUUUCAAAUAUCAAAGCAACAUCUCAGUUUAAAUUAUCCCUCAUUGUUAAAACAGAGAUCAUAUACAUUUGUUCCCAAAAUGUCUAAAGCUCAUCCCCCAGAGUUGAAAAAGUUCAUGGAUAAAAAACUCUCAUUAAAAUUAAACGCCGGUCGGGCCGUGACUGGUGUUUUGAGAGGUUUUGAUCCAUUCAUGAAUCUUGUCUUAGAUGAAUCGGUAGAAGAAUGUAAAGAUGGACAAAGAAACAACAUUGGCAUGGUUGUAAUAAGAGGAAACAGCAUCAUAAUGUUGGAGUCAUUAGAUAGAAUAUAAUAUUUAAGGCAUUCCUUUUAAGUUUAGGAUAAGGCAUCAGAAUCAAGUCCCGAGAUUUCAGUAAUAACACCACUUUUCAAAUGAAACUACCAUAACACCAUAAUGGAAUGAUGGAAUAAUCUGGUAUUGUCAUGAAUAUGUAAUUGGGAACAAUAAAAGACUAAGACAAAA
Molecule: messenger RNA, 547 nt
Organism: Zerene cesonia (dogface butterfly)
Lineage: Eukaryota; Metazoa; Arthropoda; Insecta; Lepidoptera; Pieridae
Gene: SNRPG
Product: probable small nuclear ribonucleoprotein G
Exons: 3
Coding region: 146-376 (76 amino acids)
Biological process (GO): spliceosomal snRNP assembly; mRNA splicing, via spliceosome
Cellular component (GO): catalytic step 2 spliceosome; U2-type prespliceosome; U12-type spliceosomal complex
Molecular function (GO): RNA binding
Source: RefSeq, a predicted model, not a curated record